AUGCAUAGGCUCUUUGGUGUUCUGAGGCUGAGAUCUGGUGCUUGUGUUAGCACUAUUGGGUCUUUAGGCUCGUGGGUUUUGUUGGGUUGUUGCCGUAAAUGCUUGGUUUUUGAGAUUGAGCUAUCUAGGGAGUGUAAAGCUGUGACUAUGAAGCUUUGUGCUAGAGGUGUGAUGAAACCGGUUUCGGUUGAAGUUACAGAAGUGGGGUUUCCUGACAAAGUUGUGCAUGAAGUUUGUUUCUUUUGGGGGUUUGAAGGGAUUUUGGCUGGUGAAGAUAUGAUUUUAUGCAGUAAAAAGAAGGGAGCUGAAGAAAAGGACUGUCCAGCACUUUGGAUGAGGCUCUCAUCUGCUGGUUUUAGUCCUCAAUCCCAGGAAGGGGAGAAGAGAGUUUUGAAUUCUGAACUUUGGCAUGCUUGUGCGGGUCCUCUUGUUUCUUUACCGGCUGUUGGGAGCCGUGUAGUUUAUUUUCCUCAAGGUCACAGUGAACAGGUUGCUGCAUCAACCAACAAGGAAGUGGAUGCCCAUAUCCCCAACUACCCAAGCUUACCUCCACAACUUAUCUGUCAACUCCACAAUGUGACAAUGCAUGCCGAUGUUGAGACAGAUGAAGUAUAUGCACAGAUGACCUUGCAACCGCUAAGUCCACAAGAGCAAAAGGAUGGGUACCUCCCAGCGGGGUUGGGCAACCCAAACAAACAGCCAACAAAUUAUUUUUGUAAAACCUUGACAGCCAGUGACACAAGUACCCAUGGUGGUUUCUCUGUUCCUCGUCGGGCAGCUGAAAAAGUGUUUCCUCCAUUGGAUUUCUCCCAACAACCGCCAGCGCAAGAGUUAAUUGCGAGGGAUCUUCAUGAUAAUGAAUGGAAGUUUAGACACAUUUUUCGUGGCCAGCCCAAAAGGCACCUCCUUACUACAGGGUGGAGUGUCUUUGUGAGUGCUAAAAGACUUGUUGCUGGAGAUUCAGUUCUUUUCAUCUGGAAUGAAAAGAAUCAACUACUCCUUGGUAUCCGGAGAGCUAACCGACCACAAACUGUGAUGCCUUCAUCAGUUUUAUCAAGUGACAGCAUGCACUUGGGACUUCUUGCUGCCGCAGCUCACGCAGCUGCAACAAAUAGUCGUUUCACCAUAUUUUAUAAUCCAAGGGCUAGCCCAUCAGAGUUCGUUAUUCCCCUGACCAAGUACAUCAAAGCAGUCUAUCAUACUUGCAUUUCUGUUGGGAUGCGUUUUCGAAUGUUGUUCGAAACAGAAGAAUCAAGUGUCCGCCGCUACAUGGGAACAAUAACUGGCAUAAGUGACCUAGAUCCUCGGUGGCCUAAUUCACACUGGCGCUCAGUCAAGGUGGGUUGGGAUGAAUCCACGGCUGGGGAGAGGCAGCCAAGAGUUUCACUGUGGGAGAUUGAGCCAUUAACAACAUUCCCCAUGUAUCCAUCUCCGUUCCCACUUAGGCUUAAGCGACCGUGGCCACCUGGACUGCCCUCUUUCCAUGGUAUCAGGGAUGAUGAUCUUGGCAUGAAUUCUCAACUUAUGUGGCUUCGAGGAGAUAAUGGAGACCGCGGAAUCCAAUCUCUGAACUUUCCUGGCAUUGGGGACAUGUACCAAGCUAUGGCUGCUGCUGCACUACAAGAGAUGAGGGCAGUGGAUCCUUCCAGACCGAUUCCUACAUCCCUUCUGCAGUUCCAGCAACCCCAAAGCCUACCUAGCAGGUCUACUGCCUUGAUGCAUCCCCAUAUGGUGCAAGAAUCUCAAUCUCAACAAGCCUUUCUCCAAAGUGUUCAGGAAAACCAUCGUCAGUCACAGCCUCAGACUCAAACUCAGUCGCACCUUCUUCAGCAGCAACUGCAGCAUCAGAAUUCUUUCAGUAACCAACAGCAGCUAGUUGAUCAUCAGCAGAUUCCAAGUGCUGUCUCUGCCAUGACUCAGUUUUCUUCUGCCUCUCAAUCCCAGUCACCGUCUUUGCAAGUCGCCACCUCUCUAUGCCAGCAACAGAGUUUUUCUGAUUCUAAUGGGAACCCUGCAACCAGCACCAUUUUAUCUCCCUUGCACAGUCUCAUGGGUUCAUUUCCACAGGAUGAACCAUCCCACCUUCUCAACCUGCCUAGAACCAAUCAAUUAGUAUCAUCUGGUGCAUGGCCAUCAAAGCGGGCUGCAAUUGAACCUCUUCUUUCUUCUGGAGUUUCUCAAUGUGUUCUGCCGCAUGUGGAACAGUUGGGACCUCCCCAGACUACUAUAUCGCAGAAUUCUAUUUCGUUGCCACCGUUUCCUGGGAGAGAGUGCUCAAUAGACCAAGAAGGGAGCACUGAUCCACAAAGCCAUCUUUUAUUUGGUGUCAAUAUAGAGUCCUCAUCUCUUCUAAUGCAGAAUGGGAUGUCAAACCUUAGAGGAGUUGGCAGCGAUAGUGACUCUACAACCAUGCAUUUUCCUCCAAAUUACUUGAGUACUACAGGCACUGAUUUUUCACUUAAUCCAGCAGUUACACCUUCCAGUUGCAUUGAUGAAUCAGGUUUCCUGCAGUCUCCAGAAAAUGUGGGCCAUGGAAACACACUAAACAAUAAUUUUGUUAAGGUUUACAAGUCAGGGUCCUUCGGGAGGUCACUGGAUAUUACCAAGUUCAGCAGCUACCAUGAGCUGCGCGGUGAGCUUGCUCGUAUGUUUGGCCUUGAAGGCGAGUUGGAGGACCCUGUGAGAUCAGGCUGGCAGCUUGUAUUUGUUGACCGGGAGAAUGAUGUUCUUCUCCUCGGGGAUGACCCCUGGCCGGAGUUUGUAAAUAGUGUGUGGUGUAUCAAAAUACUCUCACCACAUGAAGUGCAGCAAAUGGGAAAACGAGGCCUAGACCUUCUAAAGUCAGUCCCAACUCAGAGGCUCUCAAACAAUAGUUGCGACGACUAUGGAAGCCGGCAGGACUCAAGAAAUUUGAGCGGGAUAACAUCCGUGGGGUCACUCGAGUAUUGA
Prunus armeniaca (apricot) is the source of this 2949-nucleotide messenger RNA. The record is from the annotation of a GenBank genome assembly. NCBI's taxonomy places the organism in Eukaryota, Viridiplantae, Streptophyta, Magnoliopsida, Rosales, Rosaceae.